UGAGCCACCAGCCACAGCCUGGGCCAGUGAAGACCUUUGAUAAAUCCAUCUAUUCUACAGGGUUCUUGGAGAUGAGAUUGCCUGUUGAGUAUAUUGGGGGCUCUUCAAGAGACUAAAUCUCAAAGAAAGAGCUUCUUGAGGAACUGAGGAGUACCAUGUAGAAAUGAGAAAGAAGGUGAGGAGAAGUUUGAAAAAUUCUGCACUCAAAUAAAAGAGAAAAACAGGAGGACAAAGGACAGAGUUGGGUACUAGAGACUAUGAUAAAUCUCUAAGAUUCUUAGGUCUUCUUGGUUACUGUCAUUCCCAUAUCCAUUACUCUUAGAUGAAAGUGGUCCUUGUGUUUAUCUUGACAAAUAGCAAAUAAGUGGGACCAUGCAAACAAGCAUUGGUCUCUUUUAUUCAUUCAUGCAAUAAGUAUUAAUUAGCAGUAACUAUAUUCCAAGCACUGUGCUCAAUGCUAGGAGUGCAGGAUGAGGAAAAUUUAGUCUGCUCAGGGAGCUCACAAUUCCAGGGUGGAGGGGGUGGAGACUAAGAGGUGAUAGAUUGCUAAGGUAGAGAGGGGCACAGCAGCUGGGAUAGCACAGACUGGCAGUCCAUAAUCCUGUUUAGAGAGUCACGGAAGACUUCCUGGAGGACUCUGCAGGAUUAGAAAUGGGUAAAUCAAAUAUGGUUUUGUCAUUCAAAAUUGUGGCACAUCUCUCCAGUUAUUUAGAUCUUCUUUUACGUCCUUUUAGAGGAUUUUUAUACAUUUUUCUACAAAGAUCUUAUACAGUGUUUGUGAGCUUAAUUUCUAAGUAAUUCAUAAUGUUUGGUGCUAUUGUGAAGAGUAUGUUAUUUUGCAUUCUUUUUGUGGUUGGUUAUUGUUGGUUAUAGAGACGUACAAUUUAUGGUAUCUUGUAACUUGCAAUCUUUUGGUACUCUCUAAUUCUCAGAGUUGUUGGAUUUUAUUCGGUUUUCUAAGUAAGAAAAACAACAUCUGCAAACAAUGGCAACCUUUUCUCAUGUUUUCCAGCACUAAUACUUCUUAUUUCCUUCCUGUGUGUUAUUGCACUUAUAUCUUAUUGAACAACAUGGUGACUGUGGGCAUCUUUGUCUUCUUCCAGACCCUCAGUGGAAUGUGUAUUAAAUUUUCUCUUUUGAGAGUGGUGGUUUCUGUGGAGGUAGGUUCUGGUAGAAACCAUUUUCAGAUUCAUAAUGUGCCCUUCUGUGUCUAAGUUUUUCUAAGAAUUUUUACACUAAAUAUGCAUUGAACUUUAACAGAUUUUUAAAGCAUCAAAAGAUGCUUUAUUUAAAUUGCAUCUUUUGAGAUUCCCAUAUGAUUUUUCUUCUGUAGUACCAAUGAUGGAAUGAAUUACAUUUAGAGAUUUUAUCCGAUUUUGUACUAUCCUUACCUUCUGUGAUAAAAAUCAUCUGAUUAUAACGCAUUACCACAUUAACAUACCACUGGAUUUCAUUAUCUAGUGUUUUACUCAAGAUCAUGACAUUUCAAAAUAGGUAGCAUUGACGUGUUAUUUUCUCUGCUUUCACUGUUCUUAUCUAGCUCUGGAAUCAAGGACAUACUAUGUCAUUAAAUGAGAUGGGCAGCUUUCCUUCUUUUUCUGUACUCAGAAACAACUUGUAAAGUGGGAAUUAUCUGCUCCUUGAAUGUUUGAUAGAACUUACCCAUAAAACUGUCUACGUCUAAUAUUUGAGGAAGGGAGGUAGGACAUAGGAAGAUUCUCUGUUAUAUGAAUUUAGUCCAUGGAGAUUUGUCUGUAUACAUUUUCUGUUUCUUUUGUGUUGGUUUUGACACUCUUUUUUUUUAGGUGUUCAUGGAAGAAAAGGAACAUGUCCUGAGGUUACAGAAAGGGAAAGGAGAGCUAUCCCAUUGCUGGGCAGAGGACUGUCAGAAUAGAUGUCUGUGUGAAGGGGAGUUAAAUGUUCCUUCUCUGAUCAGUGUGUUCUAUUCAUCCAUCCUAAGGAGGGAACCUCAAGAGGAAGAUGUUCAGCUCAUAUGGAGCAUUGGCUGUGAUGACUACUUAGGCUCCGACAAAGUCGUGGACAAAUGUGGGGUGUGUGGAGGAGACAACACGGGCUGUCAGGUUGUGUCGGGCGUGUUUAAGCAUGCCCUCACCAGCCUGGGCUACCACCGCGUCGUGGAGAUUCCCGAGGGAGCCACGAAAAUCAACAUCACGGAGAUGUACAAGAGCAACAACUAUUUGGCCCUGAGAAGUCGUUCUGGACGCUCCAUCAUCAAUGGGAACUGGGCAAUUGAUCGACCAGGAAAAUACGAGGGCGGAGGGACCAUGUUCACCUACAAGCGUCCAAAUGAGAUUUCGAGCACUGCCGGAGAGUCCUUUUUGGCGGAAGGUCCCACCAACGAGAUCUUGGAUGUCUACAUGAUACACCAGCAGCCAAACCCAGGCGUGCACUACGAGUACGUGAUCAUGGGGACCAACGCCAUCAGCCCCCAGGUGCCACCCCACAGGAGACCAGGGGAACCCUUCAAUGGCCAGAUGGUGACAGAAGGCAGGAGCCAGGAGGAGGGAGAACAGAAAGGGAGGAACGAGGAGAAGGAAGACUUGCGUGGGGAGGCCCCUGAGAUGUUCACCUCAGAAUCGGCACAGACCUUCCCAGUCAGGCAUCCAGACAGAUUUUCUCCCCAUCGACCGGACAACUUGGUGCCACCAGCACCGCAGCCCCCACGGCGCAGCCGGGAUCACAACUGGAAGCAGCUUGGGACAACAGAAUGUUCCACGACCUGUGGGAAAGGAUCGCAGUACCCUAUUUUCCGCUGUGUGCACAGAAGCACUCAUGAAGAGGCUCCUGAGAGUUACUGUGACUCCAGCAUGAAGCCGACCCCCGAGGAGGAGCCCUGCAACAUCUUCCCUUGCCCAGCCUUCUGGGACAUCGGGGAGUGGUCUGAGUGCAGCAAGACCUGUGGCCUGGGCAUGCAGCACCGCCAGGUUCUGUGCCGCCAGGUGUACGCCAACCGCAGCCUGACGGUGCAGCCCUACCGCUGCCAGCACCUGGAGAAACCUGAGACCACCAGCACCUGCCAACUCAAGAUCUGCAGCGAGUGGCAGAUCCGGACCGACUGGACCUCGUGCUCGGUGCCCUGCGGCGUGGGACAGAGGACCCGUGAUGUGAAGUGUGUGAGCAACAUUGGGGAUGUGGUUGACGAUGAGGAAUGCAACAUGAAGCUCCGGCCGAAUGACAUUGAGAACUGCGACAUGGGACCCUGUGCCAAGAGCUGGUUCCUCACCGAGUGGAGCGAAAGGUGCUCAGCGGAGUGUGGGGCCGGAGUGCGGACACGCUCGGUGGUGUGCAUGACCAACCAUGUCAGCAGCCUGCCCCUGGAGGGCUGUGGGAACAACCGGCCGGCAGAGGCCACCCCAUGUGACAACGGACCCUGCACGGGCAAGGUGGAGUGGUUUGCCGGGAGCUGGAGUCAGUGUUCCAUCGAGUGUGGGAGCGGGACGCAACAGAGGGAGGUGAUUUGUGUUAGAAAGAAUGCAGACACCUUUGAAGUGUUGGACCCCUCUGAAUGUUCUUUCCUGGAGAAACCCCCCAGCCAGCAAUCCUGCCACCUCAAGCCUUGCGGAGCCAAAUGGUUUAGCACCGAAUGGAGCAUGUGUUCCAAGAGCUGCCAGGGUGGCUUUCGGGUCCGGGAAGUGCGGUGUCUGUCUGAUGACAUGACUCUAAGUAACCUCUGUGACCCUCAGUUGAAACCAGAAGAGAGAGAAUCUUGUAACCCUCAGGACUGUGUCCCUGAAGUUGAUGAAAACUGCAAGGACAAGUACUACAACUGCAACGUGGUGGUCCAGGCAAGACUCUGUGUCUACAACUACUACAAGACCGCCUGCUGUGCCUCCUGCACCCGUGUGGCCAACAGGCAGACGGGCUUCCUGGGGAGCAGAUAACACUCCUGCACCCCCAUCAGUAGGGCAGCAUCACUGCCUUCCCGGGGGCUUCAGCAGUGCGCCUGGCUGGCUGCUGCUCCACCACGGGCCCCCUGGCCCAGGCGCUGCCAACCAACUUAGUCACCACCCCUGCCUCCGGUGAAUGCACCCCGUGGUACCCAGGGGCUUUUUACACAAGAUGUUUGAAAGCCACAGUCAGUCCUUUAAGCAUCACCAUGUACUGAUGAUCCCCUCCUUGGACCUGGCAUCUGCUAAUGGUGCCCUUUGAAAGUCAAGCAGUGGGAAGUACAUGGAGCUCUCAGCCCUGCUCCCAUCUGGCACCUUCAAGUCAGCAGAUGGGCCACUGACUGAGCACUGCCCCGUCCCUGGUGCUACUGGUCUUUCUAAACUUAGCACCCUGGAGAGUCCAAGGAGGCAGCGCCCCCAACCCAGCGCCCCACUAAGCCUUGCUGACACGCGUGCAUCCCUCUGUGACCUCAGCCCAGAUGUGCCUGUUUUCAUUCUCAAAGACAUUAGACUGUUUUCCUGCCCUAUGACACAGAUAGCUCACAUGAAUAUUGUGCUUUAUUUAGCAGGUGUACUCACAGAUACUAGCUCCUUAGCAGCUCACAACAUCCCAGAAUGGGAGGCAGGGGGUGACUCAUUAUCCCCAUUUUACUGACAGGGAAACUGAGGCUCAACUUAAGUAAUUGACCUGCCAGGUAUAUUCACCCAUCCAGUGGAAGAGCUGAGUCCCCGCCCCAGUCAUCUACCAGUAUCCAGCCUGGGGCCUGUACUUAGAUGUGAAAGGUGCUGCUUCAUUUCUGACCAAGAGACUGAGAAGUUUCCCAGAAUGCAAACAAAGCCCAGGCCCCUGAAAUCUUUCCGGUCAAGCCUUUAUCCCAGCACUCAGUUGUUUUGGAUGUCUGUUCCUACUUGCCCUUACCCCCAAAGUUACAGAUCCUAGUUACAGGACUCUGCCAGCUUUGUUAAACUGUCCGUGAGACAAGAAAGCCAUUGGGGAAACCAGGUGAUUGCCUGAAAUUCUUACUCCGUUCCAAGUGCUGUUCCUCCCAGGAAAUCAAAGGCCAGGGUCCUUAUGGCCGUGGAGCCUUCCCGACCACAGAGCCAACUUGUGAAGCACACAGCUCUGCAGCCUGGGCUCUGCCCUGCCUCAGCCGCCUCCCCCACGCUCUUCACCACGUUCCUGGAGAGUCCGGCCAACCUGUCCCAGCCGAAACACUGCUGUAUUAGAAAAAGUCUCUUUCUGGUCUUUCUGGUUUUGUUUAUGAAUUUCCCUCUGUGGCCACAAAUUCCUCCCCUCCCCCAUGACUCACAGUCCAUAUGGCCCACCCCCAGACUUGAGCACCAAGCUCUGCAUUAAUGCAGUUGGCCUGCGACAAGGAGCUGUGGACCCUUCCCCAUCUCUUCCAAUUCACUUUCCCCAACUAUCCAGUUCCAGAGGCCGCAGGCCUGGAAGGAUGCAGUGCAUAUUGAAAGGUGGACCCUCUGAAAACAGUUAAGAGGAAUAUAUGUAUGUUUUACCCAUUAAGAAAAAAUGGCAAGCUAAACAAAUGUUAAACUUACAGAAAAUUUGUCUUAUGGUCCUGAGCAUAUUUCCCUUUUAGAGCAAGCCUGGAUUCUUAGCAAAGUGUUUCCCCCAUUUGCUCUUUUAGCUGACAAAUCUGCCACUGUGAUGAUGGUUUGCAGCUUUUGGAAGCAGUAUGGCAACCUGGCCUGACAUGCUCUUUAGGCUUCCACUAACCUGGGGCUUUCAGAAAUUCUAUUUGGCCUUUCUGUGGGUAGCUUUCCAGCUUCUCUUCUAGGGAGCCCCAGGCAUCAUUUCCCAAAAGCAUCCCCAUCUCCUGAUUCUCUUGGAACUCCUACAGAUAAGCAUCCUGGCAGAGGCCCAGGCUCCCAAACCGACAAAGUGAAAAGAGACCAGAGAGGCCAAGCAUAUUGACUGGUGCUGUUCAGGGCCUGCUCUUUUCCACUCACCACUUGUUUUGCUGCUUGUCACGAGGAGAGUUGUUCCUGUAUGUGGCUGCUCUCAGAUCUUUCCAAGCAAGCCAGUCAUUUGAAGAGGUUUUCUUUUCAUGCUGGAGGGCAGGCUAAGAUCAAUGAGUGGAAGAGAGAAAGGCUGUUUUAGCUCAAGUUAAAGGAACACCUUCUAGCCAUCAAAGCCGCCCAACAGAGGCAAGGGCCACCACACAUGAGAGAGCGCUCUGUCCUUAAAGGGAAUUCUCUGUUGAGUGGGAGGUGAACACCCUGGUUCUUCCAACUCAGGAAUUCUCGUGGCUGGGCUGGGUCAGUGAUGGCUUUGUCUCUUUAUGUCUAAAGUGCCCUAUGGCUGCUGAAGGUUACCUAACCAUUCUUUAAAAGGAGAAUGACCCUCCAUGGGAAUGGCCAGCCUGCCAACUGUGCAAUUGAAGAAGACCCGAUGGAUCAACCCCAUGUCUCCCUUGGGGAGAAAGUGCAUAAACCAGGGGUCUCUUUUUUUUUUUCAACAAACCAUUGAGCUGUUCUUGGAGUUCAUCUCUGGAGAGGUUAUACAUUAUUAGAAGUUUGAUUAUUAUUAUAGUUUGAUCAAUUUAUUUGUCUUAGAGAUCCAAUUUUUACUAAUUCCCUAGUUUUUUAUUUCAGCAUCUGAAUGUCUUUCUCCCUAGCACAGUGCAUACAAUCAGGGCCUUGGGUAUUUCCAGUGAUAACUUUCCUUGGAGAGGAUCUAAGAAAAGCCCAGAUUUCGGUAGCCAUCUCCCUCCAAAUAUGUCUCUUUCUGCUUUCUUAGUGCCCAUUAUUUCCCCCUCUCCUUUCUUCUGUCACUGCCAUCUCCUUCUUGGUCUUCCCAUUGUUCUUUAACUGGCCGUAAUGUGGAAUUGAUAUUUACAUUUUGAUACGGUUUUUUUCUUGGCCUGUGUACGGGAUUGCCUCAUUUCCUGCUCUGAAUUUUAAAAUUAGAUAUUAAAGCUGUCAUAUGGUUUCCUCACAAAAGUCAACAAAGUCCAAACAAAAAUAGUUUGCCGUUUUACUUUCAUCCAUUGAAAAAGGAAAUUGUGCCUCUUGCAGCCUAGGCAAAGGACAUUUAGUACUAUCGAUUCUUUCCACCCUCACGAUGACUUGCGGUUCUCUCUGUAGAAAAGGGAUGGCCUAAGAAAUACAACUAAAAAAACAAACAAAAACACCAAAAGAAAAAAAAAAGCCAUUUAAAGCCAGCCACUAGAGGGAGUCAGUUCAGUUCCGUAAAGGUAUGCUCAGUGCCCGCUGCCUGCAAGCUGUUGGGGACCCCAGGGAGGGCAAGGCAGCCUGUCCCCGCCCCCAGGGAACUAGAACAUGACAAGAAUUCUCCGCACUGUGCCUACCUGUCCCUUUACCUUACCUCUCUGGCCCAGAGUUCUUGGAGGGUUUUUUCUUUAUUUUCUUAUGUACUCAUCUACUUAUUCUCAAAGUAUUUAGCAUUCAACACUCUUUUUGCUUUAAAAAGAAUGGCCUUACAAAGGGACAGAAAAGAGAAGACACGAGCUUGGUGUAUUUUCAUCAAGUUAUGUGGCAGAGAAAUCCAGAUAUUACCAGGACCUGUCUAAACAAAUGUUGUGGGUUUUCUUUUCAUUCGGAUAGCCACUUUAUAGUUGGAAUAUCAAUUCUAAUGAGGAGGAAGACAUAAAUAUAAGUGGUAAAAAGAAACAUGACUUCCCUUAAAACAGGCUGGAUAAUCUAUAUCAGCCUUGUGGGUGGAGACUAGUAUUUGAUCCUUGCCAUAUAAAACAUUUUAAUAUGGUUUACAUGGGAAAAUAUCGAUGGCUUCCUCACAAAAUGUAUGGGUGACGUGAAGUUGAAGAGCCAAUGGCUUGGGUGACACGUGCUGGAUCCAAAAAGAUCAGGGAGACUAGAAUAAAACUUGGAUGUUAAAAAUUCACCAGGAAUCCACAUAAAGUACUAUAUUUGGGCUAAAAUGAAAAACUAAAUACAAGGUGGGAGAGAGGCAAGAAUUUCAGUUGACUAAGCUCAGUGUGAGUCAAAGUGGGAUGGAACCAUGCAAAAACAAAACCCACAGACAUGCAGGCUACGUGAGGAGAAAACAGUGGUGAGGAUCACAUCACAUUGUGUUUGCAUUUGCCGGAACCAUACUUUAAGAAGAAAACCGAUCAUCUAUAAUAACAUCAGUUUAUCAAUGCCCCGUCCUGAUGAAGUGUGCAGACUCUCAGAAACAGCAGGAAGGACUUCAUGAGAACCCUCAGGCUGGAGAAGGCACUAGGGCACAAGGAGAGCUCUCCUAGGACCAGGACCAAGAAGCUACAGGCAGGCACAGUUUAGCUCCUGCAGAGACCCAGCUUUUCACAAGUUGGAGCCUUCCAGAGAUAGAGGGACUGUGGUAGGUGGUGACCCACCCAUCACUGGAGGUGGAAGCAGAGGCCGUUUGCCAGGGAUGCUGGAGAGGGGAUUCAAGCAUCUGGCUGGGCAACGUGAUGCUCAGGGCCGUCUCCACUCAGGGCUUAGGGGAGUCUGUGAGUAGAAGAGCUUUAGGUGAUUUGUUUGGUGGGGGAAGGCAAGUACACAGCUAUGCACUUUCCGUUUCUGACUUUUGCCACCCUGUCAGCCAUGGGGAGCCCACUGUGGGACUGAAACCCUGAGCUGAAUGCGGCCUCAUGUCUCAGAGAAACACUGGCAAGUUGGUCAGAGCCGCCGUCUGCAUCGAGGCGUAGCUGAGCGGCAGGAUGGGGGGCUGCCUGCCCAGGGUCUCUCACCGUGGUGUAAGCAGAGCCAUGGCUUGCCUAGGACCCUAUAGAUACCAUCACUCUUUCUCAGCUCGACUGGAGUUUCUGCACCUUUGCAGGGGCAAAGUAACUCCCUGCACCCUGAACCACCCCCCAUUCCUGUUCAUUUCAGCAGAUAAUGAUGGAGGGGGGGGGUGUCCAUCGUGCUGAGGGUGUGACCGCAAGAGGGUGAAAACUUCCAGCCAACUUUCUCAGUCCUUUCUCUUGCGAGAGGGAAGCCACCUGCUAUACAAACUAAUACCCCCUGCCUUGACCCCUUCCCCACGACUCAGUUGACAGAAGGAUAUACUUUGUUAUAACUUAUUAUUUUGUUCUCUGUAAAUACAAGAUGUUUAUAGGAAAUAUGUAUUCUGAACUCUAUCUGCAGAAUGAGUCACUACACCAAAAUAGUUCUAUUAUUUAGAAUGUGUUAAUUUUAAAGGGACCUGAUAGGUAUUUAUUUACAUAUGCGAUCCACAUUUGUGUGAAAGCAUGUGAUCAUACUAACCCAGCCUCCUGGAAUGUCGCUGUACGAUGAUUGAUGUCUUUUUCUCAGUCCAUAGUUACAAUUGUUUAGUAUGCUAAUCAGUCCAGUUCCCUGAGGUUUAAGAUCAAAUAUAAAUUACUCUGCUUUUCGACUCAUUCAGGUAGCAUUGUACCUGAACCUGAUUGCUACUUUUUCAUCUUAAAUAUUAUAUUUCCUCAUCUAAUCUGCCUUCCCCUCAUCCACAGACAUUUGGAGAAGGAAAUGGGAGGGUGUCUGUUAUCCCUUUCUCUUUGCUUUGUCCCCGUUGUUAGACUGGCAGCGUCAGUUGCUCGGUGGGCUUGGUUAGAGCCGUGGGUGAGGCAGGUGGCUGGCGGGGACAGGGAGAGGCUGAGAGGGAAGUGGUGGCAUUUACUGCUCUGACACUUCCACUGUCCCUGCUGGGGAUGCUGGGGCCAAGGCCUGUGGGGCCUGUGAACUGCACAGCCAGGAGCAAGGAACCCACUAAAUACUCCGUCACCUCCAUGUCCCCUCUACAGUGUUAAAUUAUUACAUAAGCAGGUGAAAGGUAGAAGGCGAAUUAUGUGAGUAAAUAUGGUCUGUUUUCUCUUCAGCAAAAAUGACUAUUUUUGUGUGUGACUAAUUUAUUUUUAUUAUUGUAAAGAUACAAUAAACCGGUUGAAAUAUCUGCUUUGUUGACAAGCGUGUGCUUUCUCUGGCCUUAUUCGCGUUCUGUUCUCCUGCAAAUAGCGCCCUCUAAAAAGAAGAGUCAGACAAUAAACUGGUUGAAAUAUC
Molecule: messenger RNA, 9911 nt
Organism: Homo sapiens (human)
Lineage: Eukaryota; Metazoa; Chordata; Mammalia; Primates; Hominidae
Gene: THSD4
Product: thrombospondin type 1 domain containing 4
Exons: 12
Coding region: 1812-3902 (696 amino acids)
Biological process (GO): supramolecular fiber organization
Cellular component (GO): non-collagenous component of basement membrane; extracellular matrix; microfibril
Source: RefSeq, a predicted model, not a curated record